This is a messenger RNA of Lactuca virosa, 948 nucleotides long. Lineage: Eukaryota; Viridiplantae; Streptophyta; Magnoliopsida; Asterales; Asteraceae. The record is from the annotation of a GenBank genome assembly.
UGAAACACUUGUCAAUUCAUGAAGCUGGCAGAGAAGUGGGUAUUGGGUGCGAUCAGAGUGCGUGACAACCCUUCUCAACGUUUCCACUAAACUCCCCCAUUUUCUGCCCUCAAAAUCCAUCAAAGAUUCUUCUCUGUGCGCUCUCCCUAGUCAUGAGCCUUUUCGGUCUCGGCAGGAACCAGAGGACAUUUCGUCCAAAGAAGAGUGCACCUUCUGGGAGUAAGGGUGCACAACUAAGGCAACACAUUGAUGCUACUUUGGGUAGUGGAAACCUGAGGGAAGCUGUGAGACUUCCUCCUGGGGAGGAUAUCAAUGAAUGGCUUGCUGUCAACACUGUGGAUUUCUUCAACCAGGUGAAUCUUCUCUAUGGCACCCUAACUGAGUUCUGUACACCAGAGAUUUGUCCAACUAUGACUGCGGGUCCCAAGUAUGAAUAUCGAUGGGCAGAUGGUGUGCAGAUCAAGAAGCCUAUUGAAGUCUCGGCUCCAAAAUAUGUCGAGUUCUUGAUGGAUUGGAUUGAAUCACAGUUAGAUGAUGAAUCCAUAUUUCCUCAAAGGCUUGGAGCACCAUUCCCAGCCAAUUUCAGGGAUGUUGUGAAAACAAUAUUUAAACGGUUGUUUCGUGUAUAUGCUCAUAUCUACCAUACACAUUUUCAGAAGAUUGUGAGUCUUAAAGAGGAAGCCCAUCUAAACACAUGUUUCAAGCAUUUUAUACUAUUUACAUGUGAGUUUUCAUUGAUUGACAAGAAGGAGCUAGCUCCACUUCAUGAGCUUAUAGAAUCCAUUGUUACUUAUUGAAAGAAGUUGGUGUUUUCAUUUCAUAUACUUACUUGACUUUGAUUUUAUUCGGGAGCUAAAUAAGUUGCUGUGGUUACAAAAGUUGUGCUAACUAAGAUUGUUGUUUACUGGCUUGUGUUGUAUGCUUUUAUUUUAUAAUGCAUAAGGUUCA